Messenger RNA from Sphaerodactylus townsendi, 4713 nucleotides. It is a transcript of the gene SLC28A3, whose product is annotated as solute carrier family 28 member 3. The record is from RefSeq and is a predicted model, not a curated record. Gene Ontology annotation, molecular function: purine-specific nucleoside:sodium symporter activity; pyrimidine- and adenosine-specific:sodium symporter activity. Gene Ontology annotation, biological process: pyrimidine nucleoside transport; purine nucleoside transmembrane transport. NCBI's taxonomy places the organism in Eukaryota, Metazoa, Chordata, Lepidosauria, Squamata, Sphaerodactylidae. The coding region runs from base 79 to 2124 and encodes 681 amino acids. Gene Ontology annotation, cellular component: membrane. The transcript has 18 exons.
UUGGUGCUAGUUGCACACUACCACAGACACAGCUUUAAAAAGAAGUUCAAAUAAAAAGCCCCUAUUCCAGCUAAGCACAUGACUCUGAAGGAAGUUAACAGUGUUUCUUCUGUGGGCUACAGAAACCCUGCAUUUGAGGAUGAUAUCAAAGAAGAUGACAUAACAAACAACAAAAGUACUGAGCUUAAAAACAGGAACUUAGAUAAGGGCAAUUUUGCACCUCCUAACCAGUAUGAUACAAAAAUCAGUACUGGAAUCGAUCACCAAAUGAAACCUGAAUCGGGAGGAAAUGAACUGUGCAAAGGGUACCUGGAAAAGAAAUAUGAUGCAAUCAUUGUUUUUUACAGAACACAUAAAACCACAAUUCGCUAUAUUAUUUAUGGAACACUAAUAACAGCUUACCUGGCAAUGGUAAUUGCGGCCUGUACCUUGAAUUUUCACAGAGCCUUGGCCCUUUUUGUACUCACUGUCACGGGAAUCUUUUUCAUCUGCUGGGACUUUUUGAUGGCCAGAUAUGAGGACAGAAUUACAGAUUUUUUUUCCCCUUGUGGGAGGAUUCUAAAAGAACAUUGGUUUUGGCUGAAAUGGGUGGUAUGGAUAGGUCUAGUGGCUGCCCUUGUGUGCUGGCUUAUCUUUGACACUGCCAAACAAGGAACCAAUCAGCUCAUCUCUUUUGGUGGACUUGCAAUGUAUGUUUUCUUAAUGCUUGUCUUCUCCAAAUACCCAACUAAAGUUGUAUGGAGGCCAGUCAUCUGGGGAGUAGGACUGCAGUUUGUUCUUGGACUACUUACCUUGAGGACAAAGUUUGGAUUUGAUGCUUUUAAUUGGCUUGGUGACCAAGUGCAGGCUUUCUUGGCAUACACAGAUGCUGGUGCUAAGUUUGUGUUUGGUGAGAAAUACACUGAUCACUUCUUUGCUUUCAAGGUGCUGCCUAUAGUAGUUUUCUUUAGCACGGUAAUGUCUAUGCUAUAUCACGUUGGAUUCAUGCAAUGGCUUAUUAAAAAGGUGGGAUGGAUAAUGCAAAUUACUCUUGGAACAACUCCAGUUGAAUCUUUAGUGGCAGCUGGCAACAUAUUUGUGGGACAGACGGAAUCUCCUCUCCUGGUGAAGCCUUAUCUACCAUAUGUCACCAAAUCUGAACUCCAUGCCAUCAUGACAGCAGGGUUUUCCACCAUUGCUGGGAGUGUCUUAGGAGCAUAUAUUUCUUUUGGGGUUUCAGCUUCCCACCUCUUAACUGCUUCUGUGAUGUCAGCACCAGCAGCCUUAGCUGUCUCCAAACUCUUUUGGCCUGAGACUGAAUGUCCCCAAAUAACCACACAGAAGGGUACAAAACUAGAUAAAGGGGACUCAAAAAACUUGUUGGAAGCUGCCAGCCAAGGUGCCUCUGCCUCCAUCCCCCUAGUGGCGAACAUCGCUGCAAAUCUGAUUGCCUUCCUUGCCUUGCUGUCUUUCUUUAACGCUGCCCUGUCUUGGCUGGGAAACAUGUUUGACUACCCGCAGUUGAGCUUUGAGAUUAUUUGUUCCUAUGUCUUCAUGCCAUUUUCUUUCAUGAUGGGCGUAGACUGGGAAGAUAGUUUUAUUGUUGGUCGACUCAUAGGUUACAAGACCUUCUUCAAUGAAUUUGUGGCUUAUGAACGUCUUGCAGAAUUUAUCCAGCACAGGAAAGAUGGAGGAGAAAUGUACAUCAAUGGCAAGAAGCAAUAUAUGAGUAUCCGGUCUGAAACCAUUGCCACCUACGCCCUCUGUGGAUUUGCAAACUUUGGCUCCCUGGGAAUGGUAAUCGGAGGUCUAACAUCCAUGGCUCCCUCCAGGAAAAGAGACAUUGCAGGGGGUGCCAUCAGAGCCAUGAUUGCUGGGACUGUGGCCUGCUUCAUGACCGCUUGCAUUGCAGGAAUAUUAUCUGUUGCAGAAGAUCCAUGCAAUGCUAUAUUAGGAAGCAGUUUCAACACUACUACAAACAGCACAGAAAAGGUUACAUGCUGCCUAAAUCUGUUUAACAGUGUCAGUGCAAACAGUCAUGCGGAAAUCUUCCUAAAAGGAAACCAUAGUUUAAAAUCCUUGGCAGGAUGUUGUAAGAUAUUGGACCCACCCACAUUUAACUGCAGUUGGACCACUUCAUUUUAAACUGAGGCACUUUAUAUAAAAGACAAGUAUUGGAUUUCACUUGAUUGCUGUACUGUUGGAAACACAAAUGACUUUUUUGUUACAAAUAGGACUAAUCUUAUUUUCAGUUUAAACUAACAGAACAGAUUUAUGCAAGUUCUUCAGCUUCUUUGACAUUAUUGGGCCAUGUCAAGGGAAGCCCUGAUUAAUUCCCUGGUACUUCACUUGCAUUCAUGCAUAACACUCCCUCCCUCACCCCAAAUGUUUGCAGUUGUCAAAUACAUGUACAUAACUACCAUGCUAGAGUGAGGCAUAUGGAUUAUCUCCCAGUGCAAGACUGUGGGACUGGGCCCACAGAUGAAAUGAGUACAUCUUUUGUCAUCUUUUCAAUUCUCUAGUUUCAAGAGUUAUCACCAUGGCUGGGUUGGCUCUAUUCUGUGCCAAGUAGCAAUAAAUUAUUGUUUAUUUACUUUAUUUAUAUCCCACCUGACACUCCCCAAUGAGAACCCAAAGGGGCUUCUUCUCUCCAUUUUAUUCUCACAACAUUAUGAGGUAGAUUAGGCUGAAAAUGGUUUGAUUCAGGAUCAGCAUAGGAGCAAUUAGCACAGUUUAUUGGCUAUCAGUUACAGCCUUUUGGUAAUUAGAGCCCCAUGUUUUAUAAAAAAAACACAGGAGACUUUAUCACCAAAAUCGAGGGUUAGUUAUGCCAAAGAGGGCUGUAUUAAUAAUAAUGGACAUAAAUUCUUUAUAUACUAACAUCCCCAAUGAAGAAGCUAAAAAUGUAUUAGAAGAUACUUUAACACCCAUAAAAAAUGGACCCACCAACUUUUUUUCUAAUAGAACUUGUAGAUACUAUUCUAAUUUCAGGUUUGAUAUAAAAUUUUUCCCCAAAGGUCAUGUGUGACUAUGGCAUCUUGACGAGCCCCAGUGAUUGCCAACAUUUUUAUCCAAGAUCUGGAAAGCAGAAUUAUUUGUAAUUCAAACAUCAAUCUCUACCAUAAAUAUAAUAUUAAAUAUCUGUGUUGCAUUGAUGGUAUUUUUUCUUAUUUUUGAAGAUGACCAUGAGGUACAGUCAUUUUUCCUAUGUAUUGAUGCUAUACACUCUAGUAUUAAGUUUACUUGCUUGUGCAAUAAGGAUACUAUUAAUUUUCUAGAUACUGUAAUACAUCUUAGCACAGAAUGUAUACUAACCAUUAAAACAUACAAUAAGCCUACAGAUAAAAAUUAAUUUCUACACUACAAAUAAUUUCAUCCUAAACAUCUAAAAAAUAAUAUCCCAUUAAGCCAACUAUUAUGCAUUAAAUACGUGGGGUUUUUUUUACAGGAUGGACAAAAGCUCUUACAACAGUUUAAUAAUAGAGGAGACCCAUCUAUUGUAAUUAACAGAGCAUGGAAUAGGACUCUGGAAGUUGAAAGGGAGACACUUUUUGUCAAGAAAGCAAACCUAAAUUCAGUGGGAUGACUUAUGGGCAUAAUUUUAUACUUACGGCAAAGCCUAUAAAAAUGUAUAAACAUUCACAUAUUCUCUCAAACAUACUGAGUUGUCAUAUAACUCCUAGGAUAGAAUUUAGAAGAACAUCAAGUUUAGAAUCUGUAGGCACUGUGCCAUGUCCACAUUUUCUUUAAAAAUAUAUAUCAUUUUCAACAUCCUACAACUAGAGAGUAUACAUAGGAACUUUACAUUCCAAACCAAAGAUGCGUGUAUGUUGUAAUUUGUACUUGUAAUUUUCUGUAUAUUGGGAUGACAUUAAGAUCUGUGAGCUGUAGAAUUUCUAAACACAGUUCUAAAAUUAAAAAUCAAGGCACAGAGGCUCCUGUGGGGCAACAUUGUUAUGAAACACACAGUGAAUGACCUAAUUUUUUGUACUGCAAACAUAUAAACUACACAGCUUCAGUAGAAUGAGUGUAAAAAGAUAUAUUUUGCAGGCAGGAGCAUGGUGGAUAUUCUGGUGGCACAUGCAUGCCGCAGAGGGUUUGAGUACGCAAAUAGAGUAUAAUUGCUUUCUCUGUGUGUAUACCUCUGGUGAGUUACUGGUGAUGGUUCACACAGCUGAAACCAAUUUAUAAUGGGGGUUCCUUAAGGGCCCAUUCUAGUCAGUGAAUGGCAGAAGAUCAUUUUUGCUUCGUUUAAAAGAGUUUUUCCUUUAGAGCAGUGGCAGUUGAGAUCACAGGGAAGAAUUUACAACUGACUUUUGAAAAUAUUUUGAACUGCUUUGUUGAUGUUACUCAUUGACCGUAAUAGUAAUGACACUGCAUGCUGUGAUUGUUUUCUUAUUGCUGGCAUUAUUAUAGUUUAUUUUUAUUAACUGCAUCAUCUUUUGUAUAGUCGGGUUAUAAGGUUUUCCUCCUUUUAUGGUACAAAAGUUGCUCCCUGUGAUCCAUUGUGAUGCCCAGUACAUUUGCCUGAAUCUUUUCAUGUUAUCUGUGAGAAGAACUGCUGUGAUAAAAUAUUGCAGAAUAAGAGAUAAUAAAUGCUUUCAUUAAUAGUAUAACCCAGUGAUGGUGAACCUUUUUAAGACUGAGUGCCCAAAUUACAACCCAAACCCCACUUAUUUAUCGCAAAGUGCCAACCGGGCAAUUUACCCUGAAUGCUGAGGUUUUCGUGUAGAA